ACUUGUCGUCAGUCCGCCACGAAAACAAUCUUUUUUUUUUCAUUUUAACCUCUCUCCCAUUCCGGUUCCAACGAGACAUCUGUCUAUGUUGUUUUCUUGUGUUUUUUAAUAAACAACGUUCUUUCUGGCGAUGCGUUGAAUAUAAAGCUACAUUUUUAGUAGAAAAAUUAACGUAGUAUAAUUUUAUCUAUAUUAUUUUUCCCUCGUUACAAAUAAAAAUGACGUAUUUAAAUUCGUGGGAAGAGUUCGAAAAGGGUGCUGAGAGGUUAUAUCUUCAAGACCCAAUGAAGGCUCGGUAUACAAUGAAAUAUUGCCAUAAUAAAGGUGUUCUAUGUCUAAAACUUACAGAUAAUCGAACGUGUCUACAGUACAGAACGGAGAUAGCACAGGAUUUAAAGAAGAUGGAAAAGUUUAUAGGAAACUUAAUGAGGCACAUGGCAUCUAAAGAGAACUAAAUAAGGACUAGAUAAGAUUAGAGACACUUCUUGAAUCAAGGAAUAAAAGUGCUGCGCAUUUAAUUCAUUGUUUAUGUUCUUCUAUUUUAUAAGAUUUAAUGACUGAUGGGAUUAUAGAUAUUUAAUUUGAAUGAGGUAUAAAAACUUUCUUAAAUAUACAAUAUGUGCAUAAA
This is a messenger RNA of Frieseomelitta varia, 628 nucleotides long. It is a transcript of the gene Srp9, whose product is annotated as signal recognition particle 9 kDa protein. Gene Ontology annotation, biological process: SRP-dependent cotranslational protein targeting to membrane; negative regulation of translational elongation. The record is from RefSeq and is a predicted model, not a curated record. Lineage: Eukaryota; Metazoa; Arthropoda; Insecta; Hymenoptera; Apidae. Gene Ontology annotation, cellular component: signal recognition particle, endoplasmic reticulum targeting. Gene Ontology annotation, molecular function: 7S RNA binding. The coding region runs from base 219 to 455 and encodes 78 amino acids. The transcript has 3 exons.